AUGAAUUUAGGAAUAGAUUAAAUAAUCCCUCAUUUGUGCAGUACCAUUGGGAAUUCUACUUAAUCAAUUAUUUUAGACGACUGCAUAUUGGAGUUUCAAAAAUAUUUGGAGAAAGUAAUUCCAAGUUAUUUUUAAGACUCCUAAGCUAAGAAAUUGGUUUUUAAAGACCAAAUGACUACCAAUAUGAUAAGUAUGUCUUUGUUAUGUGAUCAUAGCUUCACUUUUGGGAUUGACAAACCAAUCAAAUUUUAUGAAACCUUAUGAAAAAGAAAUGACUACUACGACUCUUAAUAAAUUAUAUAAAAUUGUAGAAGAAAUAUCACAGCAUGACAAAAUCCGAAUUUUGAUUAAUUAAACUAUAUUAAAUAUAGAACGAGAUACCAAUCGAAUAUUAUAGGAUUUAUAAGAUUUAUUUUAAUUACUAUUCUCUUCGAAAUCUUGUGGUAAAAUGAUACUAUUACAAUAAUUUGAUUAAUACAUAAGAAAAUUACAACAAUAUACAUUUUUUUGGGAAAAUCUAAUUUUAUUAGAAAACUAGCAAGCAACCAUCAAAAUUUAGAAGGAUUCAUUAAUAAAGGAAACUGAUCUACUCAAUAAAAUAGAACUAUGGAAAACUACUUUCAUACAAGAAAAAAAUCAAAUUUCAUCAUCCAAACCCUCCUCACUCAUUUUAGACCAAAAGAAACUCAUUUAAACGUAAUCCCUCUAAUAAAAAAAUAUCCUUAAGGCUUUGCAACAAUAUUCUGGACUCGGCCUUUAAAAGAACUAAUUACAAUCAAUCGCCCUAUUUGAAGAUCUAGCCAAAUAGGGAAAUACCUUAGCCAAAGCUAUCUUGGGUUAAUUAAUUUUGGAAGGCCAAUUUUGUGAAGGAGAUUAUGAAAAAGUAAUAAUAUUAAGGCUAUUUGUAUAGGCUUACUAAUACUUUUCAGAGUGUGCUGACCAAAAUUGUCCAAUUGGCAUUUAUUUUAUGGCAAAACUAAUAUUAGUAACCAUAUUCUUAAAAUUAAUUUAAGGAAGGCAAAGUCUAAAAUAAAGUAUUUGGAGAAGCCUAAAAAUCAACCAGUAAAUUCGAUAAUCCAAAAAAUACUAGGGAUGAUGAGUGCCAAUUUGCAAUUUCUAUGCUUAAACUAGCUUCUGAUGCAGGACAUGUUGAAUCGCAGAUUUAUUUGGGAGACUUAUAUUGUUAGGGACACAAAUUAGAUGAUUGUAUAAACAACUUAAUAUUUGUAGUUAUUUUGGAAAGUGAUUACUCAUAAUCUGAGAUCUAUCUCAAACAUGCUAGAAAACAGGACAAUGUGGAAGCCAAAUAUAAAUUGGCUAAACUCUAUUAAAAAAUGUACAAAAUAUCCAUUUACAAAGUAUUUUAUCCUAAAUAUUUGAAAGAAUAGGAUACAAUUUGUUUAUCAAUUGUUAUUGGAGGCUAAAAAUAAUGAUUACUUACCUGCCUAUUAUGAUUUGGCCAAAAUAUUAAUUGAAGGUAUUAAGGAUGAAGUGCAGCCAAAUCAAAUGAUGGCGGAAUUGAUUUUGGAACAAGGGGCAAUGAAGGGUAAUAUUGACUGUGCUAGGCUAAUGUUAGAAAGAAAAUAUAAUAAUUUAGUUAUUAAUAAAAUCAACAUACCUAUGUUUCUGCAAUUAUUGGAUUCUUUUGAUUAAAUAUAGAAUAAGGCUGAGAAUCUAACAUUUUAUUAUAGAGGUAAAAUAGCACAGAGCGAAAAUAAUAAUUAAUUUGCUAAUUAAUUAUUUAAGUAAUUAUAGGGUUUAUCAAUUAUUAGUUUAGGUGCUAAUUUGGGUUGUUCUAAGUGCAAAUUGGAGUUGAGCUAAUGUUCGAAAAAAGAUUAAAUAAAAAAGAAAGAGGGAGAGAAACCAGAAGUAUUUUAAGCUAACCUUGGCUUUUUGUAAUUGGUUAAGUAAAGCGAUUGGAAAUCAAGGUUCAGAAAGUAAAGUAUAUUUUCAAAUCCAUUUAAUGCUUCAUAAAUUGAAAAUGAUCAAUCAACAUUGUAAAUGAAAAAUAAUUAAGUUUUAGUUAAGCUAGAAUGACAUCUAGUAUCAUAAAAACUAUAGAUAUAAAUGAAGCAGAGGAUAAGAGAUAACGAGUGAUCUCAGAUUAUACUGGAUUUUCAAAGUAAUAAGUUUCAGACUAAAGUAUAUUGUUGUCGAAUUUGAGAGCUAAACCAAACGAAUAGACCCAAAUUAAUUCAAAUAAUUAGAUUCAGGAAUAAAAGUAAAGAAAAUCAUCAUAAUUUACAAAAAAAGAAAAACCCAGGUUUUUGAGACACUUAUCUUAGCAUGCUAUUCAUUCAUAAUCUUAAAAUGUAUUAAAUAUUUAAAAUGAAUGA
Paramecium octaurelia is the source of this 2336-nucleotide messenger RNA. Lineage: Eukaryota; Ciliophora; Oligohymenophorea; Peniculida; Parameciidae. The record is from the annotation of a GenBank genome assembly.